Molecule: messenger RNA, 3241 nt
Organism: Dimorphilus gyrociliatus
Lineage: Eukaryota; Metazoa; Annelida; Polychaeta; Dinophilidae
Source: the annotation of a GenBank genome assembly
CAUGAAAAACUUUCGUGUAGGAUCUUGGAUUUUUUUAUCAAUUUACACUAUAUCUAUUCUUUGUUUACAAGUUUCACCUCAAAAUAUUCCUGGAAACGUUACAUUUGGUGUAAUAAUCAGCGAAUCAACUGAUAAAGAUGAUGCAAUUAAAGCUGUCGACAUGGCUAUUGAAUACAUCAACACUAAUAGUAAGAUUUUACCUAACACAACUGUUAACUACUUGAUCAACAUUACAAACGUAUUACAUAGUUUUCAAAGUUUACAAGCAGCUUGUUGGCAAGCAACUCAUGGAAUUGUUGCAUUUAUUGGAUCGUUGAGUAGUGGAACAACGAAAACAAUAUCAAGCAUUAGCAAUGGUCUACAUAUUCCACAAAUUACUCCCACAGCUACCGAUCCAGAGUUAUCAUUCACGGAUACGUAUCAAUAUCUCUUAAAAAUGAGCGCUCCGGACGACGUACAAUCUCUUGUGUUAGGUGAUACAAUGGCGCAUUACGGAUGGUCUAGAUUUGGAAUAAUAGCAUCAUCAUCUGAUUACGGUAGGAGUGGAGUAAGAGAAUUAUUAAAAAUUGCAACAAUUAGACAGUGGACGGUCAAUUCUAUUCAUUAUUUCACUCCCAGCUCUGAUUUGACGUCAAUUGACCUCACACAGAGUUUGAUAAAGUUAAAGAGGAGUGGAACUAGAAUUGUCGUCUUGAACUGUCUCUCUACCCACGCCAGGAUUAUUCUGUCACAGGCAAGCGAGCUAGGUCUACUCAAUAAAGAUUGGGCUUGGUUAGCGACAGAUGGCGUCACUGUAGUGGGGGAGUUAUUUGAUUCGUGCCUAGAUGUACCUGAGCAUCUUGUUGGAUUAGUAGGUGUCAGACCACUAUACGGAAGCGGUAAUCUCCAAGAAUACUUUCAAACAAAAUGGGCCAAUUAUUCAAAAACAACACAGAAAGCGACGGAAAUGAGAUUAUUUGAUUCCAUUUUAGCAGCAUCUAUUGGUCUGCACAAUUUGUUAGCGGAUAACAAUAAUUUUACAAUUAUGAAUCCAGUUAAGGACAUUUGUCAGCGAACGUCUGAAUAUUAUUGGUCAGACGGAAAUUCAUAUCUAAAUUACAUUAAACAAAUCCAAUCCGAAGGAACUAUGAAUAAAUUAUCUUUCGAUAAUUUUAAUAAUCCUCCAGAACCUGUUUAUGAGAUAGUUAAUCUAUUAGAAAAAGGUUGGGAAAGAGUAGGUACCUGGGGCAAAGGUAGAGAUGAAGGUUACAAGCUUAUAAUGGAAAGAUCUCCCCAGUUCUUUAAAAAAAAUCGUAAAGCGCCAAGUGAUGCUGUCAUCAAUUUGAACAACGUUACAUUAAAUAUAACAACAAUAUUGGAAAGUCCUUUUGUCAUGAGAAAGACAAAGGAUGAGAUGAUGUUUUCCAAGAAUAAAAAUCAGAGGUUGAAGGGAUUUUGCAUAGAUAUGCUGGAGAAAUUGAGUGAAAAUCUGAAAUUUAAAUACGAAAUUCAAAUUGUUAAGGAUGGUAGUUAUGGUACACUUGAUCCUCAAACAAAAAAAUGGAACGGCUUGAUCGGCGAAGUGAUGAGUGAGGAAAUUGAUAUGGCUGUUGCUCCCCUGACUAUAAAUUAUGAGAGACAACAGGUUGUUGGUUUUACAAAACCAUACAUGGACCUAGGGCUUAAAUUACUAUUGUCCAAGGAAGUAGAGAAAGUGAAUAUAUACGGAUACUUGGAGCCCUUUGAAAAGGGAUUAUGGGCAGCCGUAGUAGGCACUUUUAUUAUUUGUUCUGUGAUAACUUGCAUCUGCAGUCGACUUAGUCCCUAUAGCUUGGGAUAUUAUGCUCAAUUGGAUAACGAAACGGAACAUGAGAACCUUACUUUAUGUAAUAGUCUCUGGGCGACUUAUGGGUGUUGGAUGCAACAAGGGACUGAAACUUAUCCGAAAUGCUUAUCUGCCAGAAUCGUGUUUGGUACUUGGUGGUUUGCAGUAAUGGUUAUCUCUGCUUCGUAUACGGCUAAUUUGGCCGCCUUUUUGACGGUAAAGCGAUUGGAUACUGGAAUUCAAUCGGUUAACGACUUAGCCAAACAAAGAGAUAUUGAAUACGGAACUGUGAAAAAUUCCGCCCCUCAGAGAUUCUUCGCUCAACAGCUGGUAGAUCCUUAUAAAACUAUGUUCGCAAUUAUGAACGCCGACGGAACAUACGUUGAUACAGCGGAAGCUGGCAUUCGAAAAGUUCAAGAGUCCUACGGGAAACCCAAAAAUGAACGUUACGCAUUUGUAUGGGAUUCGGCCCCUUUGGAAUACGCUUCAAACAUCAAGCCUUGUAAUACCUUAAUUAUCGGAAACGAUUUUAAUAAAUUUGGCUACGGAUUGGCUUUGAAGGUUUCGACUCAUAAAAGUGACUUCGUAGAAUGCAUAAUACCGUAUAAUUUGAGAAUGAAUCCGAUGGGGGGGUUUAAAAGGGGUAUAGAAAGGGAACAGGGUAGAAUUGAUUGCCUUCACUCUAGGUGGCUAAUUAACGAUUCGUCUUUUAACAUUGAAAAUAGAAGCGGGUGUUGAAUCCCUUCAAACGAUCUUUCAAAGCCAAUCCGUAGCGUAACAGUCCCUACUUAACGCCGUUCACAUUGGAAAUUUUAAUGCUCCGACAAAGCGGGUAUUUAGAAACGCUUCACAGGAAAUGGUUUGCUGGACCCUGCUCAGCUACGCAAUCUAGCUCUUCUAAAACGGCAGCCCGAUCGCAAACUUUAGAAAGUCUGUUGGGAGUGUUCUACUUCAUAGCCGUUGGGAUAGGCUUGGCAGUUCUCAUACUGUUGCUAGAAUUUAUCGUAGCCGCAUUUCGGGAUGUUCAAAAGACCAAGAGUACAUUCGUAAAAGCAUUCAAGAACAGGGUAAUCGUAGCACUUCUCCUCAUUCUAUCCAGAAAGCGGAAAAAAGCGAAAAAACGGGACAACGCAAAAGAUAUUGAAGAGAAGCCUGAAAGCUCAAGAGUAGACAAUUUAAAUUCGAGUAUUUACUGCACGUCAGGUCACGUUGCUAACCUCUCUUCUUAUGAAAAUAACAAAAGGAAUCACUAAGAAUGAAACUGAAAAUUCUGUUCAUAUUCGUCAUUCUACUCCUAAUAACCUUUAACGUACAUACAGUCAAAAAAAUUGAAAUUUUAACAUGAACCUUAACCCAUUAAUUCAAUUUUUGAGUAGUAUUAAUAUAUCUAUUUUUAUAUGAAUAAAUCAGGUCUAGAAAUUCCUUUUCAACACUCAA